AUGUCAGCCUCUACUACUGUCAAACGAGCACGGGUAACGGCUAGAAUAGCAGAGGCAGAAAACACAAGUCUACCGACAUCUUCAGAAGUCACUCAACAGCUGCUGCAGCAGACUGAAGCAAAACGAAAACAGCUUGAUAAGAAAUGCAGUGAUUACGAGCAAAUUUGCAAGAAGACUGCAAAAUUGAAAUUGGAGACUAAACGAAUUGAAACGGAACAUCACAAUUUAGCGGCUCAAUAUGACGAAAUCGAUGAAACGUUUACCAAAAUCGAGCAUAACGCCGAGGCAAGCUUCUUAUUGCAACAACAAAAGAACAAUGAAAUGAAUGAGGCCGUGCAGAAAUGGUCGGCGCUGGAUGGAAAAGAGGAGAAACUGUAUGACGACUUGAUGCAUGAAGCGGAACUAGGAAGAAGUCUUCGAGAGAAGCAUGCCGAAGUAACCAAAAAUCUGAAUCACAUGGGAUCGGAUGCGGAAACAGAUGAAAGAGCGUUCCAACAAUUGGAAGCUGCAUUUGAUGCUAAUAUGAGAACAGAGAAGACUCUGGAGCAUUAUUUAACCCGAUUGAUUGAUGAUGUUUUUAUCAACCAAAGAAGAUUGGAGGAUAUACAGAUCGGAACAUCAAGAGGACGUGCAAAUUUCCGACAAGCUGAAAAGUCACUUCGAGACCAGCGUACAAGAAACAGGCGACUGAGUGCACAGAUUGCAAAAAACACGGAGUCAGAAUCGGAUCGUGUAUUCGAGGACGAGGACAGGGAUAAAAUGAGAGAGGUGCAAAAAUUGGACGAAAUGGAAAAGGCGUGGUUCACUCUUGAAGACAAAAUCCGUCUUAAAGAAUUUGAACUGGCUGAAGAGUCAGAAAAGGUGAAUCAUCAACUGGCAAUGCUCGAUAAACAACAGUCCAGAAAUUCGGCACGUGAAGAAAAACAAAAACAGCUGAGAAUAGCAAAAGAUUAUGCAGAUUUGCAAUCCCACACACCAAUGUAUGCCGCUUAUUCUGCAUCUUUGAGUUUGAACCAUAAUUUGAUUAAGAAACUGGAGAUUCCGGCCAGUCGAAACAGUAUUCUUAAGGAGCCAACAACAACAUACCGAAGUUCGCAAACAAGUGGAACCCCGAACCAAUUUGUUGAGUUUGAUGACGAAAUGGACGAUUUCCCAGAGUAUUCAAAAAUGAACGAGAGUCGGAGGAAGAUUCUGCGAGACACUGAAAACGAAGCUGAAAGAGUGCUAGGCAUCGAGCUAAAAGAACUCGAAGGAGUAGUUAGUGGACAAAGACAGGAGGGUCAAGCACUAGCCAAAGAUGUCAAGUGGCUGAAAGAAAACAUUCAGCUUCGUAAAGCAGAUGUGGAGUUUUAUACCACCAAGGCCGAGGAACUGAUCCAAAGAGCCCGCAAAGAGGAUCAAGACAAAUUGCAAUCCGCCCAGCAGAAAUCACAAAAAAGUUUCCCUCUGGAUUUGAUGGCAACUCGAGGUGAUGUUCUAGAGUUGCGCGAGAGGCGACUUAUUUUGGAGAACGAGCGUAACAUACUCGCUAAUCAGAUCAAAGAAAACAGUCUUGAAUGUGAUCGGCUCGAUGAACAGUGGAAGAUACUAAAAGGAUUCGCGAAGAGUGUGAACUUUGACAGUAUAAAACAGUUGGAUAUGGAAAUCGAGAACUGGAAAAUAAAAACUACUCAACUAGAUGAGCAAAUCGCCAAGCUUCAGAAAAUGGAAAACUAUGCUUCACUAGCAAAUGGUCAGCUUCGUAACAACCUUGCACUUUUGAAGCCAUAUGACGAGGAAUAUCAAGAGUUUGAGCAUUUGCUAGAAACUAAUAAAGUGCUUCAUCAACAAGUAGAAAGGCAAGAAUUCGAAAGAAGUGUGGAAGAACUGAAACAGAGUGGCGAUAUUGAUAUAGUGCUUUGA
Messenger RNA from Caenorhabditis briggsae, 1902 nucleotides. NCBI's taxonomy places the organism in Eukaryota, Metazoa, Nematoda, Chromadorea, Rhabditida, Rhabditidae. Bases 1 to 1902 code for a protein of 633 amino acids. The transcript has 15 exons. The record is from RefSeq and is a predicted model, not a curated record.